Myotis lucifugus (little brown bat) is the source of this 3984-nucleotide messenger RNA. RefSeq names its product regulating synaptic membrane exocytosis 3 (gene RIMS3). The coding region runs from base 511 to 1395 and encodes 294 amino acids. NCBI's taxonomy places the organism in Eukaryota, Metazoa, Chordata, Mammalia, Chiroptera, Vespertilionidae. Gene Ontology annotation, biological process: regulation of synaptic plasticity; calcium ion-regulated exocytosis of neurotransmitter; positive regulation of synaptic transmission. Gene Ontology annotation, molecular function: small GTPase binding; transmembrane transporter binding. The record is from RefSeq and is a predicted model, not a curated record. Gene Ontology annotation, cellular component: presynaptic membrane; cytoskeleton of presynaptic active zone. The transcript has 9 exons.
AGCCCGGGCUCGGGCUUUGCACCCGGCGGUGGCUGAGAAUCUUGGUGGCUGCGGAGCCGGCAGCGCAGGCAGACGGAGCAGAGCUGCCCGGCCCGGUGGCAGGCGAUGCCCCCGUGAGCUUCUCUCGCCGCCCCGCCCCGCCCCGCGCCCCUACCCCCGCUGAGUCCUCCGCCCGCCUGGGACCGGGCCGCGCCUACCGCCGGGUCCGCGGGGCGGGGUCCCAGGGCUGCACCUGCCCCGCCUUUCAGAGCCUCCUUGGCCACCGGAGACCCCUCCCUGUAUGGACCCCAGCCCCACCCCUGAGUCUUAUCACAUCACCUCCUCCUGGGAGCUACCCUGAUUGCCUUCACCUCCUUUCUUGAAAACUGGUGUCCCAGAAGAAGUUAACAGAAGCCUCCUGUCAAUGCCCUAGGGGAGUGCUGUUGGGAGGGGCACAGCCCCCUGUGAUGUGGAACACCACGCUCAGAGUCAUCAGUUUGAGUUGCCUGAGGCUCUGCCGCCCCUGGGACCAUGUUUAACGGGGAGCCAGAUCCAGCCUCGGCUGCAGGCCCCAGGAAUGUGGUUCGGAGCUCCAGCAUCAGCAGUGAAAUCUGCGGAUCUCAGCAGGCCGGGGCCGGGCCCGGGACCACCACUGCUAAGAAGCGGCGUAGCAGCCUUGGCGCCAAGAUGGUGGCCAUUGUGGGCCUGACCCAGUGGAGCAAGAGCACGCUCCAGCUCCCCCAGCCUGAAGGGACCACCAAGAAGCUGCGCAGCAACAUCCGGAGGAGCACGGAGACAGGCAUCGCCGUGGAGAUGCGGAGUCGGGUCACGCGCCAGGGCAGCCGGGAGUCCACCGAUGGGAGCACCAACAGCAACAGCUCCGAGGGCACGUUCAUCUUCCCCACCACCCGGCUUGGGCCCGAAAGCCAGUUCAGCGAUUUCCUGGAUGGGCUGGGACCAGCCCAGAUUGUGGGGCGACAGACGCUGGCAACUCCACCAAUGGGGGAUGUGCAUGUUGCCAUCAUGGACCGGAGUGGCCAGCUGGAAGUGGAAGUGAUCGAGGCUCGGGGCCUGACCCCCAAACCUGGCUCCAAAUCUCUCCCAGCCACCUAUAUCAAGGUUUACCUGCUUGAGAAUGGGGCCUGCUUGGCCAAGAAGAAGACAAAGGUGGCCAAGAAGACCUGUGACCCCCUGUACCAGCAGGCUCUGCUCUUUGACGAGGGGCCCCAGGGCAAGGUGCUGCAGGUGAUCGUCUGGGGAGACUACGGCCGCAUGGACCACAAGUGCUUCAUGGGCAUGGCCCAGAUCAUGCUGGAUGAGCUGGACCUGAGUGCCGCCGUCACCGGCUGGUUCGUGGGGGACGUGGCGGAGAGAGAAAGGCCCUGCAGCGAUGCUGGGCGAUGGGCAGGAACCUGAUGAAUGACUCAGAGCGCUGUCUUCACAUUUCUGCUCUGCUGACUCCGUCCCACUCCCUUCAGAGAUGGCUUCCCUACCGGGAGUCUGUGAUGGGCCUUCGGGAUGAACCGGGCUCCACGAAUGGGCCACGUCAUGGUUUGACCAGGGGGAUGUGACCCUGCAGGAAAGACCUGUCUCCAGAAUGACUCCCCAUCCAGGCAGUUCCACCACCAGCUCUCCUAGGAAAGGCACCCCUGGGAGGCCGCCGUGUGCAGCAAGCCCCAGGCGUGUCCAGGACUGGCCGAGGCAGAACCUAGGAGCUCCAGAGAGAGCCGCUCAUCACUCGUGGGAUCACUGCCCGCUAUGGCACUGAGGCCAAGCCAGUCCUCCCCGGGGCAUGGCACCCACCAGGGCAAGCCUGCCCCAGCUCUUCUUUACUGCCAGCCUUGAGGAGAGCAGAGCACCCCCUUUUAAAGACAAUAGAACCCUCCAAGAGAACUUCUUUGGAAAUGAAAUGUAGCACAAUCUUAGACUGCGUUACGAGGAGCCCUGACACCCAACCAGGGUUCUUGCUCUUCACCUUGCUGCCCGGGAGACCUGUGCUCCUCCCCUGGGGCUCCAGAGCUCCUAAUACCUCUGAUCCCCCGUCUCCCUCGGCCCAGAAAGCAGCACGGCUUCAGUGAGGCUGCUGUUCUAUUUCUCUGAUUGCUCCCUGCACUGUGCAAACUCUGCAAGAAAUUGCUGCCUUUGCUUGACAUUGUAAUGAGUUGUCCACCACCUGAGGGGAGGGAGAUGGCGCGUCAUUCAGGGCCCAGGGGUGGUCCUGCAGUGGCUGCAAGGAGGUGGGUAAGAAGAGGCCCGCUGCCCUGCUGACCCCUCCCUUUCUCACCCCUCCUCUGCAUCCUCUUCUCCAAUAUCCUGACACGUAAAGAGGGUCUUUAAAAUGCUGCUUCCUGUACUGCGUUGUCUUUCACUGGAUGAUCAGGGAGGAGGUGGGAAUGCGGACUCAUUGUCCCCUGCCUUCUCCCUCAAGUCUGCUUUCACUCAGGUCAGAAGAGAUUGGGGCAAAACAAAACAAUCAUGAUUGACGGGCAGGGGAGCCCUGCCCCAUCAGGUGAGGCCUGAUCGGGGCUGCAUCGACCUGGUCUGGCUGGGAAAGGGUUAUUUGAAAGAGUGCCUGAGCAUCUCAGAGCAAUGUCAGUGAUGCCAAAGAGAGCAACUUGGCCUCCGUGGGCACCAGCUCUGUGUUGGUCUGCCUGACGGUGGGACCUUGUUCUCUGACAAAAGGGCUUAAUCUUUCCAUGUAGCAAAGCAACUCCCCCACCCCCACCCCCACCCCUAGCUUGGGCUUUUGUGGGCCCAGCACGGCUGUGCCUGUGAGGGAAACCACGGCAGAGAGAGAAAUUGCAUUCUCUCAGGGGCCUAGACUGCUCAUUGAGAAGCGUAAGUGCUUUGGUAAAACCUUCCAGCGCUCUGGUUGGAAGCUUGGCCAGUAAGGACAGGGGCUUUGGGUCUAACAAGGAGUUCACCCCAAUGCCAGGAAGACCUGUGGGACUGGGUUCCAGAGAGCUGGGCUAACAAAUGAGCCCUGGGAACUCCAGGGGCAACAGAGCAUCUACCCCAUGGGUCAAUGGCCUGGACAGCUGGCUAUAGAGCAUCAAAGGCUGUUAUAGGAAGUUUGCCAGAAACCGCGACCAUGCGCAAGACUUCUCACUUUUCUGGGCCUCAGCUUUCUCAUCUGCAAAAUCAGAGCAUUUGCUAGUUGCUGCACGGUUCCCUCCAGGUUUUGAAAGUCUGAUCUGGAGCUGAUGAGGGUUGAGCCUGGUCACCUGGUUCCACGGGCUGGUUUCUUCCAGCCCUGGGUACCCAAGCCGGGUGCAGGUCCUCAUCCGUCCACACCCAGAUGCUGCUUCUGACGAGAACUCUGGGAACCCUAACAGACUGCUCCCACCUCUCUGUGGCUCAUUCUUUCUUAUUCUUGUGGAAUGAUGAGAAAUGAUUAAGAGGUGUCUACAACGGACAAUUUUCAAGGUGCUGAAGUGAUGUUACAACCUCAGCUGCAUCCUGUGUAGGUUGGUAUCCCCACCAGCAGUUGGUCCUCGUUGCUGCUUCUAGAAUGACAUCGGUGGGAGAGUCGAACAUGGGAGAAUUUUAAAGGAAAUGCUCUCUGAUGGGAGGAGAGAGGGAACGUCCUGUCCACGUAUUUUGCUUCUUAAAACCACUCCUCUCUCCAGAGUGUCUUUUACCAGGCGACAUCUCCGCAGGCUGAGUGGCUGCUUCCUUGGGAAAAGUUGGCCUGGUUGUUCGGUCUGCUCCUUUAGAAUGUAAAUUCACAGGAGGAAGGAACCCUUUUUCUAGAAUAUCCAAAUGCAUCCUGCAAAGAGAGAGAUAGCUGAUAGGGACUGACAAGCACACUGUUUAGAUAAAGAAGCAAUUCGCCUUUUAUAUCUGUGCUCCUAUACAUUUUCUAUGUGCAGCAUCUUUCCAAACUGGCUGUGGCUCCCGGGUGGCAGGUGGACAGCUGGGAAGGACUUGCCAGCCGUUCGUACAACGUUCUUGCCAAUUCCCUUGAGGAGAAAAUUCUUCACAUGGCUUCUGCAUGUACAGUAU